This is a messenger RNA of Crotalus tigris (Tiger rattlesnake), 2301 nucleotides long. It is a transcript of the gene MGME1, whose product is annotated as mitochondrial genome maintenance exonuclease 1. Gene Ontology annotation, cellular component: mitochondrion. Gene Ontology annotation, biological process: mitochondrial DNA replication. NCBI's taxonomy places the organism in Eukaryota, Metazoa, Chordata, Lepidosauria, Squamata, Viperidae. Gene Ontology annotation, molecular function: single-stranded DNA exodeoxyribonuclease activity. The record is from RefSeq and is a predicted model, not a curated record. The coding region runs from base 418 to 1425 and encodes 335 amino acids. The transcript is spliced from 5 exons.
UUACAGACCACAGUGGGCUGUACAUAAGCUGGGAUUGUGUUCAGAUCAACCUCUGAUAACUUCACAAGACGAAGAAUGUGCAGAGAUAUUUGAUUUAUUUGUUUAGGAAGCGGUUUGCCAUUGUCUUCCUUCUGUCGUUCCUUCGCGCCUGACGGAACUUAAUCCGUUUUGGCGAAUGGAACUGAACUGAACCGAGUAGGGUAAGUGGAAUCGUACGGGAAGCGAGAUCGAGCCACGGCGCCAGAGAAGAGACGAUUUUCUCCCCGGAAAAGAGAAGCAGCUUACUAUGCCAGGCGGGGUAUUAUGGCACUGUAAGGUUAAAAACGUGUCUUAUUCCUAAGGAACGAGGAAAUAGGAAGUAGAAGUGUUUCCUAAAGAAAAAAAAAAUUGGGAUUUCACCAUCUGUAAAGUUGAAGUAUGGAGUCAUUCCAUCUGUUGAUUAGGAAAAGUGGAAGUUUGACAGUAUUUACAACACUGUUGAGUGAGAAAAAUAUUUUUCAUAGAUCUCUCACUAUUUCUUUGCCUUUUUAUAAGAAGAAAAGAACAGGGUAUGAAAACAUUGACUCCCCAAAAUAUGGAAAUUUGAUCCAUUACCUCACUUCAGGCAAAGAUAGAUCUGACAGAUCCAAACUGUUUGAAGAAGACAAUGCAGGGUAUCAAUACAAAUUUCCAGCUCAUAAAACAAAAACAAAACUUCUUAAGAACUGGAUUCCCUUAAUGAAUCCCAAGAAGAGCUCUUGGCAUCAGAAAAUUCACCCAAGGCUGCCUUUACAAAUUGAUAUCCAAAAGAAUAACUGGGCCAGUGUGACAUCUGUUCUGCACCAGACAAUGCCUGUAGAACAGGCUUUUUACCUGGAGAAGUGGAAACAGCGAAUGAUUCUAAACCUUGGGAAAGAAGGUUUUGAAGAAUAUGUUAAAAGUACUUUUCAAAAAGGCAAGAACUUUCAUGCAGCCAUGGAAGCUUUACUGUUAACUAAAGGAAAUUUUAUAAAGGAACAGAAAGAAGAUACCAGCAUUUCAAACUAUAUAAUGAGUGUAAAGCAUGUGCUGCAAAAUAUCACUGGAGUGAGAGCUCUUGAAAGUGCAGUACAGCAUGAGGCCCUUUAUUACCAAGGCCUAGUGGAUUGCAUAGCAGACUAUUGUGGAACAUUAUGUGUAAUUGACUGGAAGACUUCAGAGAAACCAAAGCCAUUUCUUCAGAAUACAUACAAUAAUCCACUACAAAUUGCAGCAUACAUAGGAGCAAUUAACCAUGAUAGCAACUAUGACUUCCAGGUUAAUUGUGGAUUACUUGUGGUUGCCUAUAAGGAUGGUUCUCCUGCACAUUCACAUUUUAUGAACUUUGAGCUGUGCUCUCAGUACUGGAACAAGUGGCUGCUUCGCUUGGAAGAGUUUAAAGAGAAAGGGAAGAAUAAUACUGUAUAAAGCAAGUAGUUUGUAGUAAAUUGUAUUUAAUUCCAUUGCUUUUCUUUCCUUGUAUUUGGGGGGCUGGGGUGGUAAGGAGGAAUUUUAACUAGCUGGUAGACAAAUGUUCCUGGAGGGAAAAUAAACUUUGCCAUCCACUUGUUUGCUGAUUCUCCCCUGCAAAUACCCUUUGUUCUUGCCUCUGGAAUAAUAAUCCAUGUUUUUAGAGUAUUUUUUGAAAUGAUUUUCCUAUCCAAUACCCAUUUUAGCUGAUUGAAAGCAGAAGUUCUUGCCUGUCACACUGAUAGGUAUUAUGAGACAAAUUCUUUAUGUACUCUGCUCAAAAAAUGGUACCAUUUAUGUUCUUCAUGCUAAAAGGGAAACUGACUAUUCUCCCUUCAUUUUUUUGAUUCUUGCUUCUGCAUCUUUCCUUCCAGAUCUGUCUGAAGCAAAUAGACUUCAGUAACCAAAUAGUUUGAUCAUAAAGUUUACUGACAUUCAGAACAAAAUAAAAAUUUGGUUUCUACUAUAUAAGAUGAGUAGGCAAGUUGGUUACAAAGUGUUAACCCUUGAAACCCAGUCUUGCUGAUGCGACGGACAUUGCUUCUCAAUUUGCCAACAAGCUCGGGGGGAGGAGAGAGGUUUGGAAUACAGACUUCAAAGAUUAAGGAAGCAGACAGUGGGAACCAAUGACAAUUGCCAGGUGUCUGGCCAGGUCCAGAGAUGCUUUCUCACAACAAUAUUUUUCAACUUGAUUGGGCAACAUGAUCUGACCCAGAGGGAGAAGGAAGAAGUCAAUGCUUUUGCUAUAGUGAUUUGGGUGGGGUCUUGUCAGAGCUGGUUUUACUUUCAUUUGUGCCAAUAUGGUGUACUCAAUAAAGUUUUGCAUUAAGAGCC